Molecule: messenger RNA, 1368 nt
Organism: Cannabis sativa
Lineage: Eukaryota; Viridiplantae; Streptophyta; Magnoliopsida; Rosales; Cannabaceae
Exons: 3
Coding region: 286-1017 (243 amino acids)
Biological process (GO): phospholipid metabolic process; arachidonate secretion
Molecular function (GO): A2-type glycerophospholipase activity
Source: RefSeq, a predicted model, not a curated record
AUAGUGUAUGAGGUGAAUUAAUUAUAGAAAUCAAAAGGGAUUAGGAAUAUGGUAUGAAAUUAAUAUGUGGAUGUGGUUACCGCACCACACGCAAUCCAUUCCACAAAAACUCAUCUAAAACUAUAAUCUUUUCCCUUUCCUCAUUCUCUCUUUCUCUUUCAUUAUCUUCCAUUUCUUCCUUCUCGAAAUAAAAACUCUCGAGAAUUUUCCACAGGAAAGGGGAAUCUGAGAUGUUAUGGUGCCUAAAUAGUGUGUGUUUAGUAAAUGAACUUUUGUUAAAAAAAAAUGAAGUCAAAUUUACUUGAUAACAUGCCUUGGCUUAGAACCCAAACAAACAAAUUGAACAAUGAUAUGGUUGCAUCCAUUGAAUCCAAUACUAGUGAUGCACUAUUAGUAGAAGACACAAAGCAAAAGACUUCUCUUGAUGUAAAAUUUUGGAAGUGGUCUUUUAUCUCCUUUGUUCCAUGGGUGACUCCCCAUGGUAAAAAGACACCAACUACUAUAAAUAGAGGGCUGAGAAAGCGUGCCCUGCCUCGAGGGGGAGUUGACAAUGAGCUUCGGGGUGCCCCGGUGCGCUUUAAGCCAUAUGUGUCGAAGGUACCAUGGCAUACAGGCGUGAGAGCAUUUCUUUCUCAGCUAUUUCCCCGGUAUGGGCAUUAUUGUGGACCCAAUUGGUCAAGUGGGAAGGAUAAUGGAUCGCUUGUUUGGGACAAACGACCUAUUGAUUGGUUGGAUUUUUGCUGCUACUGCCAUGAUAUUGGUUAUGAUACUCAUGAUCAAGCUAAGUUAUUGAAGGCUGACUUAGCAUUUCUUGAGUGUCUUGAGAGAAAGAAUAUGACUACUAAAGGAGAUGUUCAUGUUGCUCAUCUUUACAGGACAAUGUGCAUUACAGGCUUAAGGAAUUUACUAAUUCCAUACCGAACUCACCUACUAAAGCUACAAUCAGCACAACCGCUAAUUCAGUUUGGAUGGCUAAGCAAUGUAGGUUGGAAAAGUUGGAGCGUCCAGAAAUCCUGAUUUAUAGUUCUGGAGGCCCAAAGUUAGUACUUGAUAAAUACCCAUUUCACUUUAGAACUUUAACUAGUAUAUUCUCCUUGUUAUUAGCCUUUUGUUUUCCAAAUAUCUUGUUUCUGUUAGUUCUGUGUAAGAGAAGAAAGUGUCAUAUAUUUGUCUGGCGACUUCUCAAAUUAGUCAUAUAUUGUAUAUAACUUUGUUUAUAUUUAGAUUUCAGAGCUUAUCAAUGGAGCCUUGCUAUGAGUAUUUAUAUCUAAUUGUAGGGUAGUCGUAAUGGUUGGUGUAAAUGUAAUCACAUAAAAAUGUACAGAGACUUUAUAUGUGUUUAAUUUAUUAUGUAAACAUAUAUUGGUA